AUGGCGUUUUAUCAGUACACUCCUAUAAAUUCUCAGGCACUUCAAAUUCGAGUGCUACACAUCCUCCCAAAGAGCCACGCUGAUCUGACAACUUCGGAUAGGCUACCCAACCAGCUUGAUACAGUUUCCUGCACUCUACACGUAGUAUCUCUAAGAGAAGCCCCAGACUAUCAUGCUUUGUCUUACUGUUGGGGAGACCCUGAUCUUCCUCGAGCACAAAUUUUGCUCGAUGAGACAGAAGUCGAUGUUACCAUUAGUUUGGAACAGGCUUUGAAGACAUUUCGGCAUGCGACAAAACCGAUGGUUCUCUGGGCAGAUGCAAUAUGUAUCAAUCAGAAUGAUCCCGAGGAGAAGGCAGAACAAAUCAAACUGAUGAGGGAUAUCUACAGUUGUGCCAGUAUCGUGGAUGUGUUUCUAGGCGAAGGAACUCCUAGAACCGACGAUGCUAUGGACGCGGCUCUGACUAUAGGACAAGCUGCGUAUGAUGCAGGGAUUUUUUCUGUUACAGUGGAUAGUAUGAGAGACUGUGAAUUUUACGUUCGAGAAGGUCAAGAAGGAUAUGGAUUUAAUCGUCCGAAAAUAGACGAUCCGCUGGCUAAUGUAAAACGCUCGCUGUAUCAACUUGCUAUUGAUAUUGGCCUUGACUUCCCAUUUAUCGGCUGGCAUGAAAUAGGGAGUCGAGAUUAUUGGAACCGGCUUUGGAUCAUGCAGGAAUUUUGCCUUGGCAAAGAGUUGAUGAUAACAUGUGGUCAAAAGACUAUACCAUUUCAUCACUGGUUUGAAUCGGCUUGGAUUUUCUUCGCCAUGCAAUCUUCAAUGAUCAUUCACACAUACGGCCUCCAAAGAACAGCUCAUGAUCCCAUCGUAUCACCGAUUCUUCAAGAGAUUGCAAGAUGUCUAAGUACUGCUCCUAUAAGCCUGAACCGACUUCUGGGGACGCGAAAACAUCAUCGCAAAACCGGCGGGUCUCCUCUUGUCAAACUGUUAGAAAGAGGCUGUAUCCAGGCCUCCAAUGAUCUAGUCAGAAAGGCAAGAUAUCCUCGAGAUAGAAUUUAUGGGUUGUUAGGAAUGGCUUCCGAUGCCCAAUCUUUAAAUAUCCAGCCCAUAUAUACCAACAUCGAUUCGGAUGAAGAGACAGUACAGAUAUUCACAUCUGUUUCUCGAAAACUGUUGGUACAGAACAACGGGGAUUUGUUGGCAUGGAAUCAACAACCCAAAACUUUGGAAGGUCUUCCUAGUUGGGCUCCAGAUUUCACAAACACGCUGCUAGAACCAUCUUGUGAGACUAAGAAAGCGGCUCUCUUCUCUGCUUCGGGUCAAUCUGAACUUUCGAUUGUCCCUGCAUCGGAAGAUAAAGAUCCGAAGAUUAUUGGACUAAGAGGUGUUAGAGUCGAUACUGUUAUGGCGAUUGGAAGUUUGUUUACUGUCGACAACAGACAGGGUAUCAUAUCUCGUACAACCGACGAAUACCUAGCAAUCCACGCCAAUACCAUGCGAUAUUUUGAUGAAAUAACACAUUUCUGUGAGCAAGCUCAGACCCUAAAUGCAAAAGAUGCUGCAUCCCCGCUACCGCAGGACGGAAUGAAAUGGUUCGGAGCCAAUUGGCGCAUCCCCUGCGCAGACCAGACCGACUCCUUCACAUUCCGCACUCGCGCUUCUCAUACCUCUUUAAUGGGCUACAACGAUCUUCGACGUAGUAUAGAACUCUAUUCCGAUAAUGCGAGGAGUAUUACGGAUAAUCAUUUGAGCGAAGAAGAAUUUGAUGCAAAUACUGAGGAACAUAUAAGGUGUGUUCAGACGGCUGCAUAUGCUUCGUACAAAAAUGCAAUGAGUUAUCAGCAAAAUCGGAGACCAUCUAUAUCAGAACAAGGAUAUGUAGGUCUCGUGCCUGGACAUUCAUUACCCGGGGAUGUUAUAGUCAUUAUCUUUGGAAUGGUCCAACCUUUUGUGAUAAGGAGUGUUGGUGAAGACAGGUGGGAGUUAAUUGGAGAAGCUUAUGUUCAUGGGAUUAUGGAUGGAGAAAUCAUGAAAGAUAAUACCCAAACGGAGGACUUUCUGUUGACAUGA
Molecule: messenger RNA, 2067 nt
Organism: Botrytis fragariae
Lineage: Eukaryota; Fungi; Ascomycota; Leotiomycetes; Helotiales; Sclerotiniaceae
Product: putative heterokaryon incompatibility protein
Exons: 2
Coding region: 1-2067 (688 amino acids)
Source: RefSeq, a predicted model, not a curated record